GUUUUUGCAAACACUCAUCAAGCAACGAUUGUGCUGAACUCAGCGUGUAAACAGCCUUUGACUGGGUUGGCGACUGCACAUUUGUGGAGACCUUCCACAGAGAGGAUUUGCAGAACUUGUUAUACGGCAUUCCAUAUUAGUCCCCAAUAUGACAUCCUUUAUGUCUAUGGACCAACUUGUCGACCAAGCAUGCGACACUGAAUACGCUGAACCAAAUGUCGCACUCAUGCUCGAGAUAUGCGAUCUUAUCAAUCAAAAAGGAAGAAGCUUGCCUCGAGAAGCUGCUCUUGCAAUUGUCCGCAAUGUAAACAGUCGAAAUAACCAGUCAGCAUUACACGCGCUUAUGUUGCUAGAUUACUGCGUCAAGAAUUGUGGUUAUCCCUUCCAUCUCAUCAUAUCCACCAAGGAAUUCCUAAAUGAGUUAGUACGACGAUUUCCGGAGCGUCCCGCGAACGUCAAUAUGGUCCAACAUCGCAUUCUUGAGCUUAUUCAACAAUGGAACGCGACACUGUGUGUCACAUCUCGCUACAAGGACGAUUUCAAGCAUAUUAAUGAUAUGUAUCGGCUGUUAUCGUACAAAGGAUAUCGGUUUCCACCUCUUUCAAAGGAUGCAGAAGCCGUGCUGAACCCUUCUCAUACCUUUAAAACUGAGGAAGAGCUGGAGCAGGAGGACAAGAUCGCACAAGGAGCAAAACUGCAAGAACUUCUUCGACAAGGAACACCGGCGGCAUUAGAACAAGCUAAUGAUCUAAUGAAGAUCAUGUCGGGAUAUGAUACAGAGCGUGUUCCCAACUAUAAAAAACAAGUGGAAGAAGAAUUGAACCGAAUCGAGCAGAGAGCGAUACUACUGAACGAUAUUUUGAUCCAAAAAUCACCCGAGGAUCGAUGGAGGCCCGAUUCAACUGUUGAGGAAUUGCUAGGGAGCGCCAAAUCGGCCCAAUCCAGGAUACAGAAACUGAUUUCAGGCGGGGAGGAGGAUGAAAAGAUGGGACGCCUCUUGGAGCUCAAUGACCUGAUAAAUAUGGUCAUUAACAAACAUGCCGAUUUCAAAGCCGGAAACCCCAUUGAGGGAGCUGUUCAAAAGAGCGCUGUGUCCCCGUCAAGGAAAGACACGAACCAAGUCAAACCCGGCCCUGUGAGUCUCAUUGAUUUAGACGACUGGGGGGCUCCUGGACCAGCAACUCCACCCAUUGCAUCGCCACCGACCGGCUCACCGCAAAAGCAGGAGCCACAGCAACAACAUCAACAAGCUGGUGGACUUGGCGGUCUUCUCGAUGAUCUCAGUUCCCUCAACUUUACGGCCACCCCUGCUGUACCAUCAUCAUCAUCUAGUGUUCCCCCCAAUUUUGGCCCGUCACUCAUUGACGGCUCAUCAGGACCGGGCUUCCCUUCAUUGCAGCCACUUGGCACACCGGGCUCGGGAGCGAGGAGCCCAGCGUUGGUUGGACAACCGAUCCGACCGCAGGGUCAAGCGCCACCGAUUGCGGGAGGCCAGACUCUGGCUUCCUUUGGCGGUUACUCGUCAGGUAAUACCCCACAAAAUGCUGGAACACCGCAGGCACGUCCUGCAGUACCGUCGAAUUUGGGAUGGGCAGCUGCACCGUCUUCUGUGCCAGGCACCCCACCGUUCCAGUCCAAAGUCGAUCCUUUUGGUGGUGUGGAUUUGUUUGGCAAACUUGCGGGAAUAUCGCAAGCGGGUUCGGCCCCUGCAACACCACCACCUUUGAGUGCUCCAGGCACACCGUCUGGGGGAGCUACUGGGGUGUCAAAUGUGCAGCAAAAGAAGGAAGUCAUGAUUUUCGAUAAGAAUGGUCUGCAAGUCAAGUAUCGCUUGUCAUGGAAGGGGAACGCAUGGGCGGCUCAGGCAGUGUUUAUCAAUGUCACGCCCGUUCCCUUUACGAACCUUGUAUUCCAGGUGGCGGCUCCAAAGUCGAUGACAUUGAACAUGGAGCCUGCUUCGGGUACGGUUCUACCCCCAUUAAAUCAAGGACAGGUUACGCAAGGAAUGCAAAUUGUGAAUCCAAACAAGGAACCUCUUCGGAUACGAUUUAAAUUGCAGUAUGCUGUGAAUGGCGCUGUAGUGAAUGAGCAAGGAGACUAUGCCGAGAGUUAAUGAGGCUGUCGUUGAAAAAAAGACGUGAUAUUCUGUGACCUUGUCGACGGUGCCUGCCUAAUUAUCAAAGCAUCAUUAUACUGCACUGCGCGAUGUGUUUCAAAACAGAGAUGCAAUGCAGAAAUUCCUCCCGACCGCCACA
Spizellomyces punctatus DAOM BR117 is the source of this 2255-nucleotide messenger RNA. RefSeq lists its product as uncharacterized. Lineage: Eukaryota; Fungi; Chytridiomycota; Chytridiomycetes; Spizellomycetales; Spizellomycetaceae. Gene Ontology annotation, cellular component: trans-Golgi network. Gene Ontology annotation, biological process: protein transport to vacuole involved in ubiquitin-dependent protein catabolic process via the multivesicular body sorting pathway; Golgi to vacuole transport; Golgi to endosome transport. The record is from RefSeq and is a predicted model, not a curated record. The transcript has 21 exons. Gene Ontology annotation, molecular function: phosphatidylinositol binding; ubiquitin binding. Bases 149 to 2113 code for a protein of 654 amino acids.